Messenger RNA from Drosophila hydei, 2559 nucleotides. RefSeq names its product ATP-dependent RNA helicase DDX42. Gene Ontology annotation, molecular function: RNA helicase activity; ATP binding; nucleic acid binding. The transcript has a single exon. Lineage: Eukaryota; Metazoa; Arthropoda; Insecta; Diptera; Drosophilidae. The coding region runs from base 86 to 2470 and encodes 794 amino acids. The record is from RefSeq and is a predicted model, not a curated record.
UAUCGCAAAUUCUAUUCUCGCGUUUGUUGUAUUGAUUUCUGCUUUAUUUUAAAAGAGCAAGAGCAGACUAAGAGCAACUGCAGCCAUGAGCAACUACCGUGGCAUCGGAGGCGGCGGCUUUCCCUACAAGAAACAGCCCAGCGCAGGCCAUAAUAUGAGUGCGGUGCCGCCGCCGCCGGCAUUAAGCAACAAUCGUGGAGGCGGGGGAUUUCGGUUUAGCUUUAAUCAGGCUAGAGGCGGCGCAGCUGGAGCCGCUACAACCGGCAGCACAUCCAAGCAUGGCUACUCAACGCUGGAGUCCAUCAGCCAGUACACAAACUCCACCAAUUUCGUGGGCAAGCGUAAGCAACACAUGGACGACGAUUACUUCGAUGACGACGAUGAGCCGCAGCAGAAAGCUCCGCCGGAGCAAGCGUAUAUACCAGCGCCUGGGUCUCCGGGCGCGGCUACGCCAGCUAAGGAUGACUCCGAGUCUGACGAGGAUCCGCUGGAGCAAUUCAUGGCCGGCAUCAAUCAGCAGGUUGAAAAAGAGAAAGUACGUGCCACAGAUCCGCAACAAAAGACAAAUAUAGCGCCGCUGGAGAAGAAGGGUGUACGCGGUGACAUUGACGACGAGGACGAUGAGGAAAGCUACUACCGGUACAUGGAAGAAAAUCCCAAUGCGGGCCUGCGCGACGAGGGCUCUGACCAGGAGAUCGAGUACGAUGAGGAUGGCAAUCCCAUAGCCCCACCCAAAAAGAAGGACAUCGAUCCACUGCCGCCCAUUUAUCACUCAGAAAUCGAAUAUGAACCCUUCGAGCGCAAUUUCUAUACCCCGCACGAGGACAUCGCGCAGCUGGACGAGGAGCAGGUGCGUGAGCUGCGUCACACGCUGGGCGUCAAGGUGAGCGGUGCCCUGCCCCCGAAACCAGUCAGCUCCUUCGGCCACUUCGGGUUCGAUGACCAGCUGCUGAAGGCCGUACGCAAGGCGGAGUACACACAGCCGACGCCCAUUCAAGCCCAGGCAGUGCCCGCCGCUCUGUCCGGACGCGAUAUAAUAGGCAUUGCUAAGACCGGCUCCGGCAAGACGGCAGCGUUCAUCUGGCCGCUGCUCACUCAUCUCAUGGAUCAGCGGGAACUGCGCCCGGGAGAUGGACCAAUUGGGCUGAUUCUGGCGCCCACGCGCGAGCUCUCGCUGCAAAUCUACAACGAAGCCAAAAAGUUUGGCAAGGUGUACAACAUAAACGUGGUGUGCUGCUAUGGCGGCGGCUCCAAGUGGGAGCAGAGCAAGGCGCUGGAGCAGGGCUGCGAGAUUGUGGUGGCGACACCUGGUCGCAUGAUAGAUAUGGUUAAGAUGAAGGCCACCAACUUGAGGCGAGUCACAUUCCUCGUGCUGGACGAGGCGGAUCGCAUGUUUCACAUGGGCUUCGAGCCGCAGGUGCGCUCCAUCUGUAACCAUGUGCGUCCCGAUCGUCAGACGCUGCUCUUCUCGGCCACGUUUAAGAAACGCAUCGAGCGCUUGGCUCGUGACAUUCUCACAGAUCCAGUGCGCAUUGUCCAGGGUGAUCUGAAUGAGGCCAACCAGGACAUUACGCAGCAUGUUUACGUCUUUCCUAAUCCCUUGCAGAAGUGGAACUGGCUGCUCUGCCAUUUAGUGAAGUUCCUCUCCGAGGGCGCCGUGCUAGUCUUUGUCACCAAGAAGGCGGACGCCGAGACGGUGGCCAACAAUCUGCUUGUGAAGGAGCACAACUGCCUGCUCCUGCACGGCGACAUGGACCAAGCGGACCGCAACAAGGUCAUCAUGCAGUUCAAGCGCAAGGAAUGCGACAUUCUGGUGGCCACCGAUGUGGCCGCCCGUGGCCUCGACAUUCCCCACAUACGUAACGUGGUCAACUACGACAUUGCCCGGGACAUCGACACACACACGCAUCGCAUUGGACGCACGGGUCGAGCGGGCGAGAAGGGCAAUGCCUACACCUUGGUCACCGACAAGGACAAGGAGUUUGCUGGGCAUCUGGUGCGAAAUUUGGAGGGUGCCGACCAAACGGUGCCCGACGAUUUAAUGGAGCUGGCCAUGAAGAGCUCCUGGUUUCGCAGCUCCCGCUUCAAGCAGGGCAAGGGACGCAAACCGGUCAACAAUUUCAUGGGUCUGGGAUAUCGUGAGCGUUCAGGCAAUGCGGCCGGCGGCGGCAGCGGUAGUGGAGGAGCUGGUGCAUCUGGUGGCGUGGUUGCCAAAACCAAAGGCCCCCUGGCCGAGUCCAGUAAGGCGCUGUCUGGCGCCGGUCCGGCCACGGAUCGCUAUUCGGCAUUGCGCCAAGCCUUUCGCUCGCAAUACUCCUCACAAUUUCGCGCUUCCAGUGAUCGCACCUGGGAACAAACAGUGCCGGAGACGGGCGUCUUUGCCGCACCGCCCCCUCCGCCGCCAGCAGCGGGCGCUAGCUCCGGCAGCAAUCUGGAUGUGAAGCGCGCCAAGAAGAGUCGUUGGAACUGAAAACUUGAAUCGAAAGCAAGCCCCGUUUAAUUUCAUAUUCUUUAAUUGUGUAUUUGCUUUUGUUUCAUCAUUUAAAAUUACAACUUAAA